This is a messenger RNA of Dreissena polymorpha, 3635 nucleotides long. Its product is annotated as death domain-containing protein 1-like. The coding region runs from base 1 to 1845 and encodes 614 amino acids. Gene Ontology annotation, molecular function: protein binding. Gene Ontology annotation, biological process: signal transduction. Lineage: Eukaryota; Metazoa; Mollusca; Bivalvia; Myida; Dreissenidae. The record is from RefSeq and is a predicted model, not a curated record. The transcript is spliced from 12 exons.
AUGCGCUUUAUAAGACGGCAUUGGUGUUUAUUCGCUGAUAAUCAAAGUCACAUCGACAAUUAUAUCGCGCAGUUAUUCAUUAUUACAUGUUUGUUUUUUCAGGACCCUAUCGCGUUGUAUAUUCCGGUACACGCCGGUAAACAGAGCUUCCACGGACACACUGCGCGCGAAUACAUCGUGAAGGCGGAAAAGGGAGGAAAAUGGGUGUGCCUGGAAACAAGGGAGGAAACACUGGAAAAUUACAAAGACGUAAAAUUCGCGGUGGCGGAAGUGAAUAGUCUCGAGCGCGUGGCGGUGUUCAGUCGACUAAAACGAGACUACUCAACGAUUUCGAAAAAAGGCGGCAAAGUGACAUCAUCUUUCGAUCAGAGGAUUUGUAUGACGAUUCCAAAAGGUUGCAUCACGGGAAAGGAUCAUAUCAUGAUGGAGGUCCUGCCUUUGGACUCUAGUUCCGUGACGGACCUGAAGUCGCGGUCAACCAAGUGCAAGGGGCUGUUGUCGUCAAGCCCCAUCGUUCACAUGCAGUUCGAGUCAACCGCAUUCGAGACACCAGUCACGGUGACAGUCCCGUGCCCUCCGAACCCCAUCAAGGCGAAGAAACUGGCUGCCAUGAGAAAGGCCAAGGAAGAGAAAAUGAAGAACCCAACAAGGGCGCCCAUCCUUCUGCCACACGAGAUCGAGGCUCUGGAGAAGGAGAAGCAGAAGUCCAAACUUCAGAAGAUGCAGGAGCAGAUAGCGGCCGCCGAGAACCAGAAGGACGAGCCGAAACCCACCAAGUGGUAUAUGGGGGACUAUGCCAUGAACGAAGACGACGAAAAUGACAAUCUGUACCUGAUCAGUUGCCAUGGCAACAAGUGGACGCCCGUGGAGAACGUGAACAUCAUGCAGGUGAAACUGGACCUGCUGCAGUUCGACCUGGAUAGACCGCUCGAGAAGUUUAUGGUGCUGCGUACCAAGACCAACGUGAAGGAGGAAGAAGUGGGCUCUAUGGCAAACGAGGUGUCCAGCUUCCUGUCGCAGAAAUUCGUCCAAGUCAUUCUAAAACAGAAGAGUAACGAUCCGCUGGACACGGUAUUGUCCGUGGUACCCACGAGCCGCACGGAGAAGACGCUGAAGAAACUCUCACAGGAGGGGUAUGACGACGGGCCCGAGCCCAGCCAGGCACUGAGCAUAAACGAAGGCGACGUCAUAGAGGUCGGUUUCCGUGGAAACAUCAAGAGCCGGGACUCAGAAGACAUACAGUUCGUGUACAACUCUAACAUGGACAGCGAGACAGAGUUCCACGCCUGCGAGGUGGACAAGUACCUGCAGAGGAACUUCCCCGUCUACAGGGGCGUGGUAGAGGUUUACCGGAAUUACAAAGUGAAGACGGCGACGACAAGAAGGAAACGGCGGGAUUCUAACGAGGAGAACGAAGAACAGCCAUACGAGAACAAGCGAGACAAGCUGUGUGAACUCGCCAUCAAUAUCCCAAAGUACCACGUGGAACAGAACUCCGCCGUGAUUCGAGCACCUGUCACCAUACAUAACACCUCGGACCCGGUCAAUGACGAACUCUGCAGAUUCGUGGCCGAGGAACUCGGCGAGGAGUGGAAAAUGGUGGCAGGUUAUUUGAACGUGAGCAAGCCUCGUGUCCAGGCCAUAUUGCGCAAUCUCCAAAAUGGCGAUUGCAAUGACUGCGACGCGAGAUAUGAUAUGCUGAUGACAUGGCUGAAGAAGACUCCGAAAGCCGUUGACAAGGUAUCGUGUCUGUCAAACGCGUUACUCAAAAGUGGGCGUGGUGAUCUUGCAGAAGAAAUUCGAUCGCGUGACAGAGAAUUCCGAGAAAAUCACGUCACGAAUUAACCAGCAGAUAUGACGUCACUGUGAUUUUAUAACUUGUAAUGUUGUAUGCAUCUCCGUAAUUAUGUUAUGUAUCCUCUUAUAAGAGAUGAAACCAAAGACGUGGAAAUUGUAAAUUGCCAGCCACGUGACACAUAGGGUGUGUGGAACUAAAAGCGUGUCCCAGUAUUCAGAGUUGGGAUUGUGCAUGUAAUACAUAUACGAUAUAAACUGAGAUGUAAGUCGUUGUUGUCCUGUUAGUUUUCUGAAUUAUUUCAUUUUGUAAGAUGUACACAUUAUUGGCACACAUAAAUAAUGUAUAUUCAUUUGUUUUUUUCUGUAAUCGGUCAUACAUUUUUGUGCCUUAUGCAUGAUUUAAUUACUGAAUGUCAGAACAGUGCUGUACAAUGUGCUAUUUGUAAACAUACACAUACUAACAAGUGCAUUAGUUCUGCAUCAGACACUUCGAAUGUAUGACAAUUUUAUUCGAUUACCUUAAUAUUCUUGUACAUAUUGUUUGAUAUAAACGUGCUUUAUUUUGAAGUUGUAUUACAUGCACACUCGUUGUAGAAUUUAAAAUAUAUUAUGUUAUUUAGUCAGUACAAUAUUUACUAUAUCGCAUGCGUACAGUUAGCUUGACCGCCUUUACAAAUACUGCUAUUUGUGAUAUUUUAAUAGUUUAUUUUGAGUUGUGUUUUUAUGCUUUUUAAGUUAAUACAUUCUGUGAUAUAACACUUACCUUACUAUAAGCUACCGAUUUGACGAGAUGUGAUAUUUCGAUUUGUGAUACAUCUGUAUUUUAUUUUUGCCUUCUUUAUUUGUAUUUUUAUGUCCAUGUGUAUAGUUAUUCAUGUUAGAUGGCUCUUGUCCGUUUUGUCUGUCUCUUGUUAUGUCGAGUUUAAAAGCAGGUCAUUGCUACUAAUGACUUCUACUUUUGUAUUAUUUGUAUUAUUUGUAUAGUGUAUACGAUUAUUGUAAAAUUCUAUUUUUAUGAAAUUUUUACCUGGGUUAUGAUGGGGAUAAUAAAUACAUAUACAUAUUAUAAUAGCCAAGAUCUUUAAUUUUUUGUUCACAAUAAGUAAUUUAUUUGACAGUUGCCGUAAACGGGUGUAAUUGUUCUUAAUGGCUUUUUCUCUAAAUGAUUAGAGUUUAGCGUACAAAUGGAGUUUUUUUACUAAUUGCCUGUGGAUAUAAACCUGAACCGGUUAUAUAGUUUCCACAGAACGCAUAUUAAUACACGUUCCCGUGUUUUACAGAAAUGUCGCAAUUUAAAAAGAGAUAUUGCUUCUUUGAAUAAUGAAUUAUUUAUAUUUAUGUUUGUAGGCAUAUUACGUACGCACAUUGUUUUGUGUUAACAUCCCUGCUAAGAAUGUAAUAUUUUCGUUUUCCUAGCAAUAUAUUUAUAUUUAUCGCUUCAAUACCGUUACCACAAUAUGCAUCGUUGAGUAGUCUUGUGUACAGGUAAAUGGAUUACAUAUUAUAACUAGGUAUCGUUGUGCAAAUUAGUAAAUGGCCCAUUUACAAGCAAUAGAAAUAUUACAAAAUAUAUGAUUGCAAAGUGUUCAAACGAGAUAAAGUUUGGGUCGAAAUGCAGGCCUAAAUAUUAGUGUUUCUUACCGAUUGAUCGCAUAUUUUGACGGCGUUUCAGUGUUAAUCCUAAUAUUAACCUUUAAUUUCAACCUUCACAGUAACAUAAGUUCAGUGUAUUCCGUAAGACUAAACAAUAUUACAUUUAUUAAUUUAAUUUCUUCUCAACAAAAGUAUUGAGCAAUCCACCGUUACUCAUGUUUUAAUAAAGAAUUCGAAAUCAGGAA